Mangifera indica (mango) is the source of this 2109-nucleotide messenger RNA. RefSeq names its product transmembrane protein 184C-like. Gene Ontology annotation, molecular function: transporter activity. Bases 127 to 912 code for a protein of 261 amino acids. The record is from RefSeq and is a predicted model, not a curated record. Gene Ontology annotation, biological process: transport. NCBI's taxonomy places the organism in Eukaryota, Viridiplantae, Streptophyta, Magnoliopsida, Sapindales, Anacardiaceae. The transcript has 4 exons.
UCAUCAAUCAGACAAACCCCGACAUUAAGAAAUUCCAAAUUCGCUUAUACAGAGUAAAGAGAUCAUCGAAAUUCUCGAAUUUCGAUCAUUUUGAUUACGGCUAAUCGUGUUUGAAGCCGGCGAAGGAUGGAUCUCAGUAGAAUGAGCCGGGAGCAGAUGACUCUGGCCGGAGUUGGAUUCUGCGUCAUGGUGACAAUGCAUUUCACGGUUCAACUGAUGUCACAGCACCUCUUUUACUGGAAAAACCCUAAGGAACAGAAGGCUAUAAUCAUAAUAAUUCUUAUGGCGCCAAUUUAUGCUGUUGAUUCUUUUGUAGGCUUGUUGGAUAUCAGAGGCAGUAAAGCCUUCUUCAUGUUUCUGGACUCCGUUAAGGAAUGUUAUGAGGCUCUGGUGAUUGCUAAGUUUAUGGCUUUGAUGUAUAGUUACUUGAAUAUUUCAAUUAGCAAAAAUAUUGUGCCGGAUGGGAUUAAAGGAAGAGAGAUUCAUCAUUCAUUUCCUAUGACUCUUUUCCAGCCUCGUAUGGUCCGGCUGGAUCACCAUACACUAAAGCUCCUCAAAUAUUGGACAUGGCAAUUUGUUGUUAUCCGCCCAAUAUGUUCCAUCUUGAUGAUCACAUUACAAAUUCUUGGGAUGUAUCCCACUUGGUUGAGCUGGACAUUUACCAUCAUUCUGAACAUUUCUGUUUCAUUAGGAUUAUAUUCUUUGGUGAUCUUUUACCAUGUGUUUGCUAAAGAGUUGGCACCACACAAGCCACUUGCAAAGUUCAUGUGCAUCAAGGGCAUUGUUUUCUUUUGCUUUUGGCAGGUUCUCAAGGACACUAGAGCUCUUAUAACCUGUAAACAACAGAGAACCAGCAUAAAAGCUACACCAAUAUAUCACAGCAUCGUGUUGAAGACUAGUCAAAGGGUGUAGCAUUUUCAAUUACUAUGUAAGCAGACAUGCAACUAUAGCUAGCAUUUGGGACCUUCUGGAGACUCCUUUUCAUUAACCAAAUUUCAUGGUUAGGUCAAGAUAUUGGGAAAUUUUCUCUUUCUGGAGUCAACCAAGAAAGUUCUAGUGUUCAAUACUAACAUAAGCAAGUGUGUUUUGAUCACCUGAAUUUUGAUGGACCAUUAGCGUCAUUUGAAUUGAUUGAGUCCAAUCAUUACUUAGUUGGUAUGCUUCAAAAUGGCACCUCCUAAUACAGGCUUCAAGCCUCAAAGUUAUUUUUGUCUCAGAAAAUGGCUGUGUCAUUUAUGACUUGCUUUUGGACUUGCAAAUGGAAAAAAAAGUAAUGAUUAAAUCUAAUGAACACCUAUAAAUUCUUGGUAUUGAUUCAAGUAGAAAAUUCAAAGCAUUUUGUUCUCUGGUGGCCUCUAGCUUGUUUUUAGAUAACAUUAUUUGCCAAACAAUGGGAAGAAGUUUCGCACUUAAUUUCUAUUAGUAGGAUUUCUUAGAACCAAGUGAUUGGAUUGAGAAAUCUUAAAUGCUCCUUUGGCUGCAAUUGCUUAGAAGUUACAGUAAUUUGAAUAAUUGGAGUACCCAUCAUGAUAAGAUACAGUGUUUUUGUCUCCUUAGUUUUCAUUUGGCCCUAAUUUCCUAUUUUUAUUUGUUUUUCCAUAACAUAAGCACUGCAUUGCAUGAACACCACCAUUCCGUGUUCACAAAUGUCAUAUUUGUUCUUGACUAUUGCAGGGUGUAGUGCUUGACAUACUAGCAGCCGUGGGCAUCAUUCGAUCUCAUCAUUUUUGGUUGGAUGUUGAGCACACUGAGGAGGCUAUUCAGAAUGUAUUAGUGUGUCUGGAAAUGGUAGUCUUUGCUGUUUUCCAGCAGUAUGCAUUCCAUGUGGCACCUUACAGCGGAGAAGUCGAAGCCAAGUUGAGAUUGAACAAGAAGAAUGAGUGACACAAGAAGCCCAAAAAUGACAACAAACUCCGUGUGUAUAAAUCCAAAACACAUAAUUUAGAUUGUAUUCUAAGAGACUUAUUAUGAAAGUAUAUAGGCCGGAUGUACCUACCUUUCCUGUUGCUGGGAUUUCUAUGAGAUAGACUGAAGAAUGUAUUGCAGAACAAAUACAGGUGUAUUAUUAAAACUAAAUGUGUUGCAUAAUUUAUGGGAUUUUGAGGUAGA